AUGGUUGGGCGUGAUGGGGGCCCGCCUCCUUCAAAGAAAUUGAGAACUUCCAGCAAUGUAUAUCAGGCGAACUCUUCGGGCUCUGUUCGUCAUGAUCAUGGAAGUCUCCUGUCUUUGAACAGAUCUAUAACUCCUCCGCUCUCUCGGAGUCAACUGCUUCGGAAACCUGAGAGUCCGGGACCAGGGCUGCCAUCCAGACAGAAGAUUAUUCCAUCACCAAUCCAACUCACUCAUAUCCGUGAUAUCAGUGAUUCAACGGGAUAUAAUGAAGGCUGCAUUAAGCUCCGAGACAUUCUUGGAGAUCCCAUGAUCAAGGAAUGCUGGCAAUUCAAUUAUCUUUUUGAUGUGGACUAUGUCAUGGGUCAAUUUGACCGUGAUGUGAAGGAUCUAAUUCAGCUGAAAAUAAUUCAUGGAUCUUGGAAGAAAGAAGCUCCUAAUAGGAUUGCCAUCGAUGUAAGUGGAAGAUGUGAUCCAUGCAUUAGACCCCGUAUCUUACCCUGGGAUAGGAUGCAUGUAAGCGAUACCCAAACGCCGAGGCAGUUGUGGCAUAUAUGCCUGAGCCCUUUGGAACUCAUCAUUCAAAAAUGAUGAUUUUGAUUCGACAUGAUAACCUAGCACAGUAAGGUGCAUCCCAGUACCUAAACUGCCAGGGUCGAAAUACUAAAACAACGGUUCUUCUUUUUGCAGGGUCAUAAUUCAUACUGCAAACAUGAUACCGAGAGACUGGGGAAAUAUGACCCAAGCAGUUUGGAGAUCUCCGUUGCUUCCUCUCUCGCAGUCCCAGGUGGGUGAUGCCUGUGGGGUUUUUGGAAGCAGCGCCCGUUUCAAGCGAGACUUGCUUGCUUAUCUGGAGGCAUAUAAUAAUAAUACGAUCAAUACUCUCAUUCGCCAACUGCAACAAUAUGAUUUCGGAGCAGUGAAAGCCGUGCUAAUUGCUAGUGUUCCUACAAGAUUGCCGGUUAAAGAAUUUGACUCCAACAGGAGGACCCUCUGGGGUUGGCCUGCAUUGAAGGAUGCCAUUGGUUCUAUUCCUAUAGACCGCAGCUCAUCCCAGGCACAAAACCCCCAUAUCAUCAUUCAAGUAUCGUCCAUAGCUACGCUUGGACAGACUGAUAAGUG
Trichophyton rubrum CBS 118892 is the source of this 1119-nucleotide messenger RNA. RefSeq lists its product as uncharacterized. Bases 1 to 588 code for a protein of 195 amino acids. Gene Ontology annotation, biological process: DNA repair. The record is from RefSeq and is a predicted model, not a curated record. Lineage: Eukaryota; Fungi; Ascomycota; Eurotiomycetes; Onygenales; Arthrodermataceae. Gene Ontology annotation, cellular component: nucleus. Gene Ontology annotation, molecular function: phosphoric diester hydrolase activity. The transcript is spliced from 2 exons.